Messenger RNA from Plenodomus lingam JN3, 1056 nucleotides. RefSeq lists its product as uncharacterized. Gene Ontology annotation, biological process: regulation of transcription by RNA polymerase II. The record is from RefSeq and is a predicted model, not a curated record. Gene Ontology annotation, molecular function: DNA-binding transcription factor activity, RNA polymerase II-specific; RNA polymerase II cis-regulatory region sequence-specific DNA binding. NCBI's taxonomy places the organism in Eukaryota, Fungi, Ascomycota, Dothideomycetes, Pleosporales, Leptosphaeriaceae.
AUGAUGGAAAUCGAGACACCGCACAGCUUCGAUUGGGCAAACGAUGCCUACGCUGCACUCGACGAAAAGAACGCCAUGAACAGCCACAGGCAGCAGGCCAACCACUGGCCCUUCAGUGCGCCCAUCGCCUCAAAUCCUCUCCCCCAGUCCUUCGCCGUCCCGCCCUCACUUCUCUCGCACGCCACCAUUGAGCGAUUUGGCCAAGUGACCCCCCCGGAGGAUCACUCACCUGCUGAGUCGCCUCGUCGCAACUCGCGCGAGGGCUCCAUUCCAGUCGAACAAUUGAGGAAUGAGACGCUCUGGCCAGAACACCACUUUACUUCGAAGCAAUCGCCUCUUGCGCCACAUGGAGAGCAGCAACAGCUGCCUUCCCCAAAGCGUCGGCGCACUAGCAGGACAGCCUCGGCCAAUGAUUCGCCGCCGAACCUGACCCCCAACCAGGACCCCGCCAGUGCCAGUGCCAGUGCCAGUGCCAACACCAACACCAACACCAACACCAACCCUCAGCCACCCAAGCGCAAGCGGGGACGGCCCAAGUCGCAGCCGCAGAUGGUCGACGCAUUCACCGCCGACGGCUUCCCCUUUCAGGUCUCGUCGGCCCGCCAGUCCCAUCUCGAGAAGAACCGGGUGGCGGCGCACAAGUGCAGGCAACGCAAGAAGGAGUACAUCAACGGCCUCGAGGGCCGAGCCCGUGAGUUCUCCAACAAGAACAAGAUGCUCAAGGAGAGCGUGGCCAUGCUACGCGAAGAGGUUCUCGGCCUGAAGAAUGAGGUUCUGCGCCACGCAGCCUGUGGCUUUUGGGCAGUCGACGAGUACCUCGCCCGCUGCGCUGGAGACCUCUUGGGCAUGCAAGUUCCCUCGUCGGCCCGUGCAACCGGCUCGCGGCAGAACAGCAACCACAGUCUGUCCAUGGCCUCGGAUCCCUAUCAUAGCCAACACAGCCAGACAGAGGAUGCCAUGUCUUUUGGCUCGCGCGAAAGCGACGAUUUCGGUGGCCUCGAGCUGUUGAAAGACUUUGACGACGAAGACAUGGAUGAGCUGGAGAAGAUGAUAUGA